Molecule: messenger RNA, 2064 nt
Organism: Ostrinia furnacalis (Asian corn borer)
Lineage: Eukaryota; Metazoa; Arthropoda; Insecta; Lepidoptera; Crambidae
Gene: Drp
Product: death-related protein
Exons: 2
Coding region: 117-422 (101 amino acids)
Biological process (GO): negative regulation of autophagy; cellular response to amino acid starvation; apoptotic signaling pathway
Molecular function (GO): death domain binding
Source: RefSeq, a predicted model, not a curated record
CUGUGGCCGUGUCAUCUUCCGAACUUACACGUCGUCGUUUUAUGUGUUUUUAUUACACUGCAAUCUUAUCAGAUUUUACCUGAUUCCUACAUUUUCUUAUUUGGUUAUAAGUAAUAAUGUCGUCUAAUGAAGAUACUGCUCAACUUAAGGCGGGGCACCCGCCUGCAGUUAAAGCCGGUGGCAUGAGAAUCACCCAGCACAAAGUCCCACACCCUAAAGACACUAAGGAGACUACCAACGAAGACUUCACCGGCCUCGCUGGACCUUCCCCAGUGCCGUCCAACCCAGUCUCUAUCGCUGGGGCUCCGAACAAAGGUAACGCGGACUUUACUCCAGAAGCCGCUCAGGUAGCUCACAGUCCAAAGCCUCCAGCGCACAUCAACUUCCGGCCACAGCCCAACAUCCAACAACCCCGGAAGUAGAUUGGAGUAACGACUGCAUAUCAUCUCUUAACGUUUACAUAAGGUAUUUGACGGUAAAGUACAAUAAGAGUUGUUUUCAAGCCUUAUUUCUAAAUCGAUAGCACUUUUAUGUGCUAAAUAUUUUUAUUUUCUUUUAUCUAAAACACUGCUUAUCCGUACAAAUCAUAUCUACUCUACUAUCUACAAGUUCAUCGACUUUGAAUCAACCUAAAUAAUGUCAAAUCCAGUGCACCUGUUCAAAUAUAUCUUUCAAUCCUAUUGUUUUGCGUAACUUCACCAGUUACCAUGACCAGUUAAAAGACUGAUAUGGUUGAUAGUGAUAAAAAUGAAUUUAUUUAUAGUACUACUUAUUUAAAAUUGUUUGUAUGUUUUCAUGCAAACAAAUAAAUACUAACUUUAAUCUUUUAAUUUGUUUUGAUUCAAUAUUUAUGCAAAUAUUACUAGUUGUUGACACCUGAUUGUUUGGCUUAUCUACAUAAACUGUAGAGAACCGACAAACAGUGAGUCAUUCGAUAAAAAUACCUUAUGUAAACUACGAACCCUACCCUAGUGAUUAGAUUGGUAUAUUAAGAGCAAAUUGUAUUAUAAAUAAGUUCAGAAUUUAUUUAUUUAUAAGUGAAUUUGAACAUAAAUCAAACUUAAUAUCUUGCUAUAACAACCUAAUCAGAUGAUGGCGAUACGGCCCACAAGUGCUUACGCUGCCUAAAGUUAAUUCGAACCCACAUUAUUUCUUCGUGCAAUUAUAAAAGUGGCUACAGCCUGCCUUAUUACGGUAGUGUGAGAUCAUGCAUCAGGCAGCCAUAGGCCUUGAGGGGUUAACCUGAAUAUAAUUAUCCAGCAUUGACAAUUAAAUGAAAAUAAACUGAGAUUUCUUUUCUGUGCUGUACAGUAAAAAUUCUUACUGAAAGCAAUAAAAUCUAAAGCAAUUAAAUAAGCAACAACUUUUUCUAUUGUAGGUAGUUACUUUAAAGAUUAUAGUAGUAAUAGAAAUAACUUAAAUAUGUAACUGUUAUAAUUAUAAUGUUAAAAGUAGUUAAUAACAGCUCAAUGUGAAAACUGUUGUUGUCUAAAUUUUUUAUUGAAAAUAGUCUGCUUUUUAAUUUGUGUCAAUAAAAAAAAGUUAAAAAUUAUUAAAAUGUUAAGAUAAAAAAUAUCUAAGUAAGUUAAUAUAAGAAUCUAUUGUGUGUGCUUUUAUAUUGCUGCUUCGACUUGAAAAAGGCGAUUUUAUUUUGCACAAGUAAAAAACUUUUUUAACACUGGGAAAGUGUACAUCCUUGUUUGCAUUUUCAAAGCAAUUUUUUCCUAUUACUUUUUAAAAAACCAUGAAUAUUUUAAAUGUUAUAAAUAAUAACAUUGGGGUGCAGCAAUAAAUUAUUUAACUGAUGUUUUUAUUUGUUAUAAAUCCACUUUCAAAGUUUCAUCUAAAAUAAAUGUAUAUUGGUUUGUAGAUAGAAAAAAAUAUUAUAAGAGUGGAUUUAAAAAAUAUUGUUAUUUAGACAUUUGUUUUCCAGAUUAUUAUUGUUUAAUGGUUAAAUAUUUAUUUGGUGCUAAGACCCUCGGUCCAUUAUUAUCCUUUGUUAAUCGGAUGCAUUUUGUUAACAUUCCUGAUUUCUUUUCAAAACAGUUUAUAAAGAUAUAAUUU